Molecule: messenger RNA, 8646 nt
Organism: Cinara cedri
Lineage: Eukaryota; Metazoa; Arthropoda; Insecta; Hemiptera; Aphididae
Source: the annotation of a GenBank genome assembly
GAUUUUACAUUCAUAUAGUGAGAUAAGUUCGUUGAACACGAGAACAGAGUACGUAAAAUUAUUUUUUUAUAUAAUAUUGUUCACACCCACUUCGGAAUUUAUGGUUAAAAGAAUCAAUCAAUUAAUGAUUUCGAAAAUCAUAAAUUAAGAAGAGAAGUAAUUUUUGAUAGGUAGUAAUUUUUUAAAUAUCCAUCAUUAUUUUUCUUAAAUCUAUUAAGAAUGUUAAAAUAUUAUUUGGAUUAAGGUGCAUGAUUUUGCAAUUAUAAACAUUACUUAUUCUCCCACCCAAUCCAAAUUAUCAAUCAAUACAUUACCUAUGUGGUAUUUAAGAAUUAGGCACUCCAGGUGACCAAGCAUAACUUUAAGUACCUAGCUCCUUUUACAUUAACAUAGACAUAAUUAUAAAAUACUUGGUGAUGUAGUCUCCCACAAGACCACAAAUAACUCCCUCCCCGCCUACAAUAAUUUGUCAAAUCUUAAUACCCUGAAAUAGUCUUUAUCAUAAAACUAAAGCCCCUCUUCUCUUGAAACACAUUAUUUUAUACUUUGGCAUUAGUUAAAAAGUCGGAAUUAGCAUUGGUCAGAUAGCUAGAUAGCUCAGUGGGAGAUUACUUCCCUUGAAUUUAAUGAAUUUAAUUGUUACUUGUCCAGUCGAGGAGAUUUCAGUUCAAUUUCUGGUAUAAUCACCUGAUUUAAAGCUUUAUUUUUUUGAUUUUAAUACAUAUUAAUAUCAUCCAAAUUAAACAAUGGGAAAUUACUUUUUAAAAAGUUAAGAAAUAAUAAUUUGUCAUUUUCAAUGUCUACUAAAUAAAUAAAAAUUAGAAAUAAUCUAAUUGUAAAACUGUUUUUAGCUACCUAAUAUAUUAUAAUGUGAAUAAAUUGUACAUAUACUUGGAGUUUUACAAUUAAAAAAUAAUAUUAAUAUCAAAUAAAUAAAUAAAAUAUAAUGUAUAUAUAUUUGUAUAAUAAUACAAAUUGUUGUAAAAUGAUGAAUACAAUUAUAAGAUAUGCGUUUGCCAUGUAACAGUUUUACAUAAAAUAAUAUAUGAAAAUAUUGUAAUUUCACUUUGGUGAAUUUGCAAUAAUAGAAUAUAUUAUCUGCAAAGGCUAUUUAAAAUAUAAAAAUCUUUUUAAAAGAAGAGCGAAUUCAUUUUAGUGUUAAUUUUAUUUCUCAUAUUGUCUAAUGAUUAUUAUAUUAUUAUAUUAUUACUAUUCAUCAUGAUGAAUAGUCAAAUUUGUCCAGCUAAAUUGAUAGGGUGUUUAUAAAUAAUUAAAUAAUGCCUUAAAGUUUUUGAUAAACAUAAGUAUCAAUGUCAUAUAAUUUAUAAUUAAAACUAAUAUUACAAAAAUAAUGGGGAACCCAAGUCCUACACUGGAUCAAUUACAAAGUUUUUCAUUACCUCAUAGGUACAAAUAUAUCUAUAGACUUGCUAAUCUUAUUCAAAUAAUGACUAAGUGUUUAUUGUGUAAUCUUGCUACUGCAAUAUAUCAAAACGAUUUGCAUCAUCAAACACCUAAGUAUGUUUGUUAUAACAAACCGAAUUAUAUGUAUAUUAAACCUAGCCAUGGUUUUCUAACAAUUAGUUGUUAAAAAGUUUUACUAGUACAAAAUAUCCUUUGUUGGCUACUGAUAUUCUUAAUAUUAUUUCAUUGUACAUGUUAUUAGAUUUAUUUUGAUUUGUCCCUAAGUAUUUAAAAUCAUUUACUGCUUGGAAGGUGUGAUCCCCAACAGUUAGAUCCAUUAUAUUUACAUUUCUUCUGCUGCCAACUAUAUAUUUUGUUUUGCCUUAGUUGAUUUUAAGACCCAUUGAUUUAGCUGCUUUAAUUAGAUCAAUUAAUCAUUAAUCACAUGAUGAUGUGAUUACCUUUCACGAGUGUUACCUAGCACCACAAAGUCAUCCACAUAAGCAAGAAUAACACAUUUAAACAUUUAUUUCAGUUUUUUUUCGUAAUAAUAAUUAUAAUAAUUCAAUUACUAAUUCAUAACACUAGUUUUGAGAAAUAAAACCCAUUGUAUAAAUAUGAAGUUGGGUAUCCAAUGUUUACUGCAUAUGGUUGAGGGUAAGAAGUAGUCUUGUAAAAUGUCUAGAGGUUAGUUUUUUAUGUGUCAUGAGUGUAAGACAUUCUCUGCUUUUAUACCUUUCAAUCGAACCUUCAUUAUAUACACAAAAAAUGUGUGUAUUAUCUACCUUUGUUAUCAUAGAGUAAUUAUGAUAUAGGUAACAAACACAGAGUAAUAAUAAUAGUACUUACCAAUAAUUCUUUUGGUUGGUCUUUAAAGAUAUUCUAUCUCGGGUCUAGAAAUCAAUUUUUUUUAAAAUAAAACAUUUUUUGUUUGCCAUAGAUGACAGAAAGGUCAUCAGCUUUUAGCAAAAUAAAAUUUAGUUAAAUGCUAGUUUACUGUUUUGUGAAUACUUUUUAGUUUUACAACAUAAUAAAAUACAUUAUAAUUUAACUUUGUUAGAAAUUCUGUCAAAAUCAAAAUAAACAAGGAAAGUUAAGGUAGACAUAAAACUAUAAAAAAAGGAAAAAUUUAAUUUUCAACAGAUUUUCAUUGUUAAACAAUGCCUUAUCAUUUCUUUUUUGAUAUUUUUUUUUUAAAAAUAUGGAUACUAUUAGUAUAUAUCAUCAUACCUGUACAAAAUUUUUAAAAUUGUUAUAUUAAAUUUAUAAAAUGGUGGAAGAAACGUAAAUUCUGAUCGAACAAAUUAGAAAAUAUUUGUUCUUGUUCGAUACAUUUCAUCAAAAUUAUAAAAAUGUAGUAAAAAAAUUGUUUUUUUUCUUUUAUUUUGAAGGGCAAGUAAAAGAAGUUGCUCUUCGUCAGAAUUUGACAUAUUGAAUAAAUAAUAGGUAGUAUAAUUGCAAAUAUAUAUUAAAGGUUUUCUCGGAUCCGAAAUCCGAAAUACAACCCGUAAGAUGCUUUAUUAUAGCAAGUAAGUCUAUAUUAUUAUAAUGUGAAUACUUGUAUUAUGACGUAGAAACAAUCCCAUAAAUAUUAGGUAUAAAACCCGUGAUCCGUCCAAUCUGUCUGUAACGAUUGGUCGAUGACGUAUGACGACCAGAACCGGAUUGAACCGGCGAACUACAGGGGGAAAAUCUCUGCUCCAAAUUAUUAUCCUUAUUUUUAUAGUAUGUAGGUAUUAUAAUAUACAAAUGAUGAUUUUUUUUUUUUGCACAUCACUGAAAUAGCCCUUGUAAAACUCCGCCUAUAUUUCCAUUUUAUCUUCUCUAUUUCUCAUCUACAACAGUGGCCCACCUACGUGUGAAGUAUGUCCGUCUUUUUUCGGGAUUUUUAGGUUCUUUAGUACGUUUUUAAAGUGGCGGUUAAUUUUUUUGUAAAAUUUUAGAUAAGCUUGUUUCUUGUAAUUGUCAACUUUUUUUUCUUUUUAAGUCUAUAAUUCGCAAAAUAACGAAUGUUCAACGAAAAAGAAUAACCCUGUUUAUAAUAAAUAUAAUGUUACAUAUUAUUCUGUAAACUAUAAUAAACAUGAUUUCAAAUUAUUCAUCGAAUAUAACUAAAAUUGGGUUGUAGUUCGAUAAUAAACUUUCAUCACCAAUUUUCAUGUUAUAUUUCAAAACUUAGAAGUACAACAGAGUUAUUAGAUUUGUCCUAAAACAAAAUAAUGAUGAACAUAACGAUAAGAAAUAUUAUUUUAUCACUAUUUUCAUUAAUUAUUAUUUUGACAAUUAUUCAAUUUAAAUUUUUUUUAUCAUAAGUAAUAAAAUAUAAUUUUCAAUAUUGUGACAGUGAUUAAACUAUCACAGAUAUUAUAUAUUGUUAUGAUUAUAAUUACAAUUAUUAUAAUUAAAAUUAGUUCAUUAUUAUUACUUCAAGGUUAAUGGUACGAAUGUAUGAUAACAACUUUGUGCCGUAAUCGACUGUGUAAUAAUAUUAUAAGUACAAUUUAUAACGACCCAUAACAAAGCCGCUUCCAUAUGCUUAAAACUAUCUAUGGUGGUGCUAUCUAUAACUGUGGUAUUAACUACUAGCAAAUUUGCCAAAACAAUAAUUGAUAACAUUAUUAUAGUAAUGACAGCACUAAAGUUAACAAUCAUAAAAAAGAAAAUGAUUCAUUGUUUGUAUUUAUCAUAAUUAUUAUUGGUAUACAUUUUGUUAAUUCUAACUUUGGUGUUUAUAUCUGAAAAAUACACAUUCCGAUUUUAGUUUAAUAGUGUUGGAUAUUAUAUUAUAUUCUGUUUCUACAUUUUUAAUCAAGUGAGUUAUUUUAUUUUGUUUAACAGUUGUAACUAAUAUUUUUUUUUAUUAAAUGUAAAUACUUACAACUAUCAAUUAUUUUAAUCAAUCCAAUUAUGUGAAGUUUUGUUUGAAAUUAAAUUUGAAUUUCAAUUCGAUUCGCCCUUCAAAAGUUUUUUUUAUUAUUUAAUAAUUAAUUAUUUCAACAUAUAUAAUGUUCUUACAAUAAUAAUUAUUAAAAUAAAUUAAAAUUAGAAUAAAAGUUGUAUUAUACAAUAUUGAUAUAAUAUAUAUUUAUAUUGUGCGUUUUUUCGUUGUGUAAAUUAAAUUGUGAAAUAUUCGUUUUAUAUUAAAAAAGUACUUAAAAAUUAGUAGUAUUUUGUAAGUGGCUUUAUUUAUGUACAAGCUAAUAUUUGUAUAAACAAUUUUAUUUUAAAUAUUAUAACAAAUUCUUUCUUAAUAUUUGUAGGUUUACACUAUUUAUCUUAAUAGGUAAAAUUGGAUUAAAAUACGUUAAGAGAUGUUCUUAAAACGUUUAUAUGAUUGUGUAACCUAACCAAACCUACUAAAUUUAGUUUGUUAACCGAUGGUUAGUGCUGAAAAUAUUUGACUGGACAUUUUAAGAAUAGCCUUGAUUAAUUUUGAUAAAGUACUAUACGGACAUAUAUUCUAUGUAUCUAGCAAUAUAAGUAAUUACAGUAAAAGCACGGAUAGUAAUAUGAGUUAAAACUUUAAGCAAUGAUAAUAAAUAAUAUGAGAUGUUAAUAGUAAUGACAAUAGUAAAAUUUCAAUAAAAUAGAUUAAGAGACAUCUACCUAGUUUAAAUAUUUUUUCCGGGAGACUGAUGUCUCAUAAAUAGGUCUGUAAAUAGAUUGAUACAAUAUCAAUGUAAAUGUAGAAGAGGUUAACAAUUUUUCAAAGAAUUUAAAUCAUUUUGGAGGAGAUAUUUGUUGCUAUACGCUAUUGUAUAAUUUUAGCCAUUGGUGCUGUCAUAUUAUUAUAAUAAUCAUUUUUUUUUUUUGUGAUCCAUUUUUCUAAUAUAAAUUUUAUUUAUUUAACUUUUUACUUUAGAAUUAUAAAUUAUGAGUAACAAUUACAAUUUCCAAAGAUCUGAAAUGGAAACUCCUUUACAAAGUUCACACUAUAAUCCUUCCAGAGAAACACUUGGGCGUUAUUCUGAAUAUUCAUUACAUUCCAGUUACAAAAUGCGAGGAGCAGAUACAGGUUGUAAGUUUUUGAUUAUCAAAAGAAUCUAAUAGUUACAAACUAUUUUUAUUUUUUUUUUCUUAGUGUGUAUAACAUAUUCUUAAAGAAUAUUUAAUAUUUAUACAUAUUUUAAAUUCUUUUUCUUAUUUGAAAAUUAUAUUUGUAUACUAUUUAAUUUCUUUUAGCUUCCAAUUCAGUGGCAUGUACAACACGAAUUCCAUAUGCCACUUUAAUUGCUGCUGCGUUAUGUAUAACAGGUGUUGGAGUGUUCUGUAGUACAAUGUAUCGUGGGACAACACUAACUGCAUUAAUGUUGGAUCAAGUAUUUCAUCUCUCUACUGGCUGGUAUUUUAUUUUUUAAAUACAAUUAUAUGUUUACUCGAUUAGCAUUAUGACAAAGUGGUUUACAAUUUGCAAUUAUGUGAUGUAAAUCAAAAUUUACUUCUUACUACAUUAGGGUUAUUAGGAUUGUUCUGUAGUACAAUGUAUCGAGGGACAACACUUACUGCAUUAAUGUUGGAUCAAGUAUUUCAUCUCUCUACUGUUUGGUUUUUGGUAUUUUAUAUUUUGCAGGCUUGAAACUAUCAAAACAAUAUUAGUGUUAUUAGUAGCUGGAAUGGGAGCUCUUACGUUAAUGAUAAUAUUCAUUGGGUUUCUGGCAACUGGAGCUACACGCCGUCAUAUAUAUAAGGCAUGGCGAAAUCGAGUUGGCGGACGUAUAUCUUGUGCAGUUGUAAGUACCAAAAAAGAAAAUUAAUUUGUUUUAAAUUAGAACAAUGUAUAUAAUAAUUACAUGUUUUAAUGUGGAUAUGUUUUUGGGGACAUAUAUUUAAAAUGAAAGCUGACUGGUUUCAUGGUCCAAUUUUUAUUGAUAACUAUAGUAAUAAUAAUAAUUUAAUAAAAAAUAAUUUUUUAAAUAACAUUAUAAAACUAUAUAAUACUUACAGUAUUAGAAUCUUAUAAAAAAAAAACCUAACCAGUUUUUCCUAUUAACAUAAUUCUUGGGCUGGUGUCUAUCUGAAAUUAGCAUCAUGAAUUGUAUACUAGAUCAUUUUGUAUUGAUAAUUUUGCAAUACCAGAAAGUCAAAGUUAGGAGAAAGGAGGAUGAAAAAGUAAAAGUGAGAAAGAAGAAAGAAGGAAGGGAAGAAAAAAUCAUCAAGGAAAGGGAAGAAAGAAAAAAAAAGAGUGGAAGAGUUUGAGGAAACACUAUGGGAAACUUAUGUAAAGAAAGAGAAUAAAAGAAUAUAUUUGAAAUUAAAGCAGAUUUGAUUAUGUUUGAUCAGCUUCUAACCCCGAAAACAUAUUCAUAACUAUUGUAUUGUAGUGGAGAAAUUUGUAUGCUGUUUUUUUUCAGUUUAUGGGUAUUGUUUACAUUAUAAAAUUUUUUUGGAUUUUGGUUCUUGGAUUUCUUAUAAUUGCAACAUUUAUAUUGACUGUUUUUUGGAAAAUGUGUAGUAGUUCUCAAGUACAAGAAAAACAUCAGUGUAUAGAUUUAACACAGUUCAGUAUGUAUAAUGCUUAAUCUUUUUAUUUUUAAAUAUAUAUGUUACUGUUAAAUAAUGUGAUAAUUAGGUCAGUAUGUAUAAUAAUUAAAAUAUUUGGUUAGUUUAAAAAUUAUGUAUAUGUUAUCAAAUUAACUAGUUAUUUUGCAUAACAGUUAAUAAUGAUACAUUUAAUGCAAUUAAAUAACUUUAAUAACUCUUAAAUAACUUUAAAUAAUUUAAUAACUCUUUAACUGGUAAUUACAUCCUUAGGCUCAUCACUAGCUGGUUGGGGAGCCAAAAUAAUGAGAGAGACAUAGUCUCAGGUUGACCUACUAAAAACCCAACCAAAAACCUAGUCGGUACCACGGGCGGGGGAGCCCCACUUCACGCCGGACCGGCCUGGCUGCUCCAGACUUAGUGCCCCUAGGUUCAGGAGCCUACUUGGCUGAAACGUGGUGGCUGUGGGACUGGCGCGAGAUAGUAAAGCUAAUCCACUGCACCUAGUGGGUGAAUGGGAACCGAGAAAGGUACGGGCCCUAAAAAGCCCGGGCCUGGUGUUCCCUAUGAAGACCCUGAACCAGCGGCGGUUGCCAUCAUAGCUCCUGUACCACGACCGCCUGCAAGUAGAGCCCAGGGCUACGAUGUGAGGCCCAGGGCUGUAGGCAUCAGCCAUAAAACCUGGAGAUCAGUUGAUAAUUACAUCCUCUUUAAAUAUGAUUUUUUUUUGAUAAAUAUUAAAUUGGUUAAAAUGAUGAAUUUAUCAUAUUCACUUGAGUAUAAUCAGAUUGUAUAAUAUAUUUUAGGAAAUUGUGAAUAAUUUAUUAUACUAACCAAACAUUUUGGAUAUUAUAUACAAUUAUAAAAUAACUAGUUAUUAGAAAAAAAUAUUAUUUAACUUAGUAACUUACUUACUUUAAUUUAGUUAAAUUUAUCUAAUUAACAGUAAUAUACACAAAUGCAUAUGUUGUAUACCUUAUUAUAUUUAAUAAUGUAUGUCUUUGUAUAAUGUGUAUGUUCUAUGAAUUUGGUUAAAAUUAUAUUUAAUAUUGUAUUUCAGUUUUUCUAUUUCCUCAAUCAAUACAUAUUGAUUAUUUGAAGAUUUGUGAAGCUCGAGACAUCAAGUUUUUUUGCAGGGAUUUUGUUGAAAAAUCAGAAUUUAUGUUUAUUUUGGGUACUUUUGGUGCUCUUCUAAUAUUAACAAGCCUGGUAUAAAUUUAUAAGCAGUAUAAUACCUUUUAUAUAUAUUAAUUCCUUAUCCUAUUUAACCUAAUCAUAUCAAGCAUCUAUUAUUGUUAUUAACAUUUUUAUUUUAUUGCUUAUAUUCAAUGAACUCAAUUGAACUCAUUAAUUUAACUUUUAUACAAUUUUGCUUCUAUUAUGAAAUUAAAAUUGAUUUCACAAUAAAAUGAUAGUUUAUUUCAUUAUAUUAAUUGUAUGCUUUGUAGGUUCAUUACCUGAUGUGUCUAUCAGCUAAUUAUGCACAUAUCAGGGAUCACGAAAAAUUUGAAGAAAUUCAAGAAUUAAGGCUUUUACAAGAUACAAAUUUCAGUUCAAAAGAAAGAUUUUAAACAAUAACUUUUUGCAAAUGCACAUAUCAUUACUCAUUUAAUGAUUAAUGAAUGGAUUACAGGGUUUAUUAUUUGUAAUUUACUGUCCUAAUGGCUAAUUAUCACUAAUAGUUAUUAUAUAAGCACUUGAGUAUCCAAUAGUGACAAUACUUUUUAUUGUGAAUUUCAAUUUAUUAUAAUUAUAAACUAUUUU